Molecule: messenger RNA, 8548 nt
Organism: Siniperca chuatsi (mandarin fish)
Lineage: Eukaryota; Metazoa; Chordata; Actinopteri; Centrarchiformes; Sinipercidae
Product: collagen alpha-1(I) chain
Exons: 68
Coding region: 262-5748 (1828 amino acids)
Molecular function (GO): extracellular matrix structural constituent
Source: RefSeq, a predicted model, not a curated record
GGGGCCUCGGUUGGCCUCGUUGAUGUGAUGCAGCUGCAGGAAGAGAGAAGCUGCUGCUGCCUGAGGAGGAGGAGGAGGUGGUGGUGAAGAGGAUGAGAAGGUAGCACUCCAAGUUAAAGACUAAAGUGCCGUUUAUCAUCCUCACUUUGACUUUUGAUGAAUGAGAACCACACUAGAGCUGGUUUUAUGCCCAGAACACAUUUCGGCUCUGUUGUUUGCAUGUCUUUAAACCUAAAUUAUAAAGGUGAUUAAACCGGGAAGAUGUUCUGCUGGUUGUUAAAAUGGACAGUUUGCUUUCUCGUGCUCAUGACGACGAGCACCGCCUCCCCUGACGAUGCACCGGUGGAUUUUGGAGGCGAGUCCGGCUCGGGGAUGCUGCAGACAGAUGAGGUGAACAUUCUGCAGGAGCUUUCUCUUCAGGUGUCGAAAAACAGUAACGCCUCCAUGACGAUGGAUGACCGCAGGUGUCCAGUCCUACAGGUGGGACAGUACUCCACCUUGGCUCUCCCUCUUCAACAUCUCCUCACUGACGGGUUUGCAGAUGAGUUCAGUUUACUGGUGCAGCUGCGGAGCCCUCACAGAGGUGAACACAGUGUCUUCACCAUGCUCAGCCCCGACAGCCACGUUAUGCUGCAGCUGCGGAUCAGUCCUUAUGCUGUCAUCUUCAUAGGAACACAGCAACGACACUAUGAGUUCCCAGUCAGCGGUCUGUCUGAUGGAAAGUGGCACCAUGUGGCAAUCAGUGUGUCUGCCAAGCGGCUUGCGCUGUAUGUGGACUGCUCUCUGUUGGAGAGUGUGGACUGGGUGUACCACGGCAUGGGGAUCAGCACCGACGGGCUGCUCAUGAUUGGAGGCAUCAUCGAGGGCUUUGAGACUCCAUUUGAAGGUCAUCUCCGACAGCUGACCUUCCUGAUGGGCGACCCAGACGCUGCCGAGCAACACUGCAGCCACCACCCGCCCCGCUGUAGUGGGACCGCCCCCAAGCCUCCUCGCUCCGCUCGAACCAAGGAGAAUGUACUGCUGUCCUCGAAUGACCUGGAGGACCUGCUGGGAAAUCCCAAGGACAAGUCAUUUUUGAGCUUUGGCAGGACUAAUAUGUUUCUGCGACGAGGGAGUUCUCGAGGAGACGGGACUGUGCCUUCAGGAUCCAAUCGGAAAGGUUCAGUGGGUCGUGGAGAUGUCUUUGUGGUGGAUGAGGACACUGACUUGUUGGAUCCACUCUUCCAAAAUGGCGGACAAGUCAACCCUCAGUGGAAACCUUCCAGAAAUGGACUUAAGGGAAGCCAGAAGGGGAAGCCUGAACUGUCAUCUAAACUAUUGGAGGAGAACAUAACCACAGACAAAAAGACAGAUUCCAGUGGGAGGACUUCAUCGCUGUUCCCCGGAAAACCAUCCGAUGUCAUCACUGACCUGGUCAUCGGAAGUGCCACCAAGAAGCCCUCAGUGGGAUUUCCUGUACUUCCUAAGAUCCCUUCAGUUCCCAGAACGUCCACAGACUCCAACACACUAAGGGAGGAGACAGAUGAAAGGUCCACGUCUGUCUCACCUACACCUCAUGUCAUCAUCUCUGGUCCAUCUGCAAAGGCAGUAGUUGAGGAGGGGAAACCCAUCACCACUGAUCAUAGAGCCGAGCACGAUGGUAAACAACCAGACAAGGAGCUCCCCAACAUUGUGACCAUUGUAUCCAGGGACAGAGACCUGGUCCUGGGCUCAGAUGGCAAAAAGUACCGGCUCCAAAGAGGACCACCGGGCCGAAUGGGUCUCCCAGGGCAGGCGGGCUGUCCUGGUGAGCCUGGCCUGCCUGGGUUUAAAGGUGAUAAGGGUAAGACAGGCCCCGAAGGGAGUCCAGGAAAAAAGGGGGAACUAGGACCUCCUGGACCGGCAGGUUUACCAACCCUCUACCUGUGGAAGAACACAGCGGAGGAAUGGGCUGCCUUUCAGCAAACCAAUUUCUACCAGUUACUUCGUUCUGGUUGGCCUAGUGAAGAAGGCCCUGCAGGACCACCUGGAGAGAUGGGCAGGCCCGGCAUACAGGGGCUACCUGGGGAACCUGGGGAGCGAGGACGACCAGGGAUGCCAGGAGAGAUGGGUGAGCAGGGUCACAGGGGCCCUCCAGGACGAGACGGGGCCCAAGGUAGAGACGGGGAAAAUGGAGAAGAUGGUCAUCCCGGGUCACCUGGUGCUCCUGGAUCACAGGGCCCGUGGGGAUACAGGGGAGAACGAGGGUCCAAAGGGGAAAAAGGUGAUGAGGGUCUCAUUGGCCUCAAUGGUCCAAGAGGAGAAAUUGGCGAACCUGGUGAGAAGGGCUCAACUGGUUUACCGGGCCCACCUGGUCCUGUCGGACCACCAGGGCCUCAGGGGAUCCGAGGUGGCUACGGGGCAGAGGGGCCCCGUGGGCCUGAUGGGGAGAGUGGACUGGAUGGCCCUCCAGGUGUGCUAGGGCUGACGGGCGCACCAGGUUUUACAGGACGAGUUGGCAGUCAAGGAGUUAAUGGCUCAAGGGGGGACCUGGGACCUGCUGGCAGUGUUGGUCCCAAAGGCCAAAAGGGGCCUCCAGGUUUAGAGGGACAGAUGGGACCUCCAGGACUCAGAGGAUCCCAAGGACAUCCAGGACUGACCGGUGCUCCUGGACCUAAAGGAGAUCCUGGGCCUGUGGGGCCCAUGGGUGCCCGGGGGGAUCCCGGCUUUGAGGGGCCCAUGGGUGCACCAGGGAGACAGGGUCCUAUGGGUUUUCCCGGGGUAACGGGUAACAGGGGACCAGAUGGGGACAAGGGGAAUCCAGGACCUAAAGGCGACAAAGGUAUUCAAGGGGCAGCAGGUAUUAGGGGUCCUCAGGGAGAGAGGGGCCCCACCGGCUUCCCAGGUUUCCCAGGCACCAAGGGCCGGCCUGGUCCCAAAGGCCCUGAGGGCUCCAAUGGAGAAACUGGUCCUCAGGGAAAACAGGGCAGCUACGGGUUAAAGGGGAACAGGGGACCAGAUGGACGUACCGGCAAACCAGGAUCCAGAGGGAACAAGGGUCAGACUGGACAGAGGGGCCACACUGGCCAACCGGGCCCUUCGGGUUUGCCGGGGCCACCUGGACCAGAGGGAGCAGAAGGAAAGCCUGGUACACAGGGUCCCUCAGGUGCAGCUGGCAGUGCUGGCAGUAAAGGGCUAAUGGGCUUUCAAGGAAUUGCUGGGGACAGAGGAACAGACGGCCCACCAGGUUCAACGGGGCCACUGGGGAAACCAGGACCUCCAGGAUCACCAGGACCCCCAGGAGACAGGGGUUUCACAGGGAAGCCGGGCAUGGAGGGACCUCAGGGCCCAGUAGGCAUGUAUGGUAUCCAGGGGAACGUGGGCAUGCGUGGGCCUCCAGGGUUCAUAGGACAAAGGGGUGAGCCAGGUUUACGAGGUUUACCUGGGCCUGUUGGGAAGCCAGGACUUGUAGGUCUGCCAGGUCCUCCUGGAGAGAAGGGACCCCAGGGACCUCAGGGUCGGCCUGGAGACGAAGGGCCCAAAGGGAUACAGGGCCCACCAGGCCCUCCAGGUUUCCCAGGUUUUGAUGGGGCAAUUGGAAAACCAGGACCCAGGGGAAGCCAAGGGCCCCCAGGACCUCAGGGGCCACAGGGGCCAGCAGGAAUCACAGGCCCACAGGGUGCUGAUGGAUUAUUAGGAGCAGCAGGGGAAAGAGGACACAAGGGUUUACCUGGCUUUCCUGGAGAUGCUGGUCCCACAGGACGAGAUGGAGAACAGGGUCUCCAUGGCCAAACAGGAACUGAAGGCCCAACUGGACAGAAAGGAUACCAGGGGGACAUAGGGACUUGUGGGAAACCUGGCCCUCCAGGGCCUCUAGGUGAGAGAGGACUCGAGGGCCCAAAAGGCUUACAUGGACCACCUGGACCAGUGGGUGAAGAGGGUGAUGUCGGGCAUCCUGGUGUAGCUGGAGAUCCUGGAUCCAAAGGGGAGAAGGGUGAUGUGGGACCUCCAGGUUUGUCUGGUCGAGAAGGCCCUUGGGGAACCCUUGGGGAAAAUGGCGAAAGGGGCCCAAAGGGGGAGAAGGGCCACAUUGGACUAAUGGGUGAACCGGGGCUGAUGGGUGAAGUGGGACCUGUAGGUCUGACGGGGUUAAAGGGAAUCACAGGCCCUCGGGGACCCCCGGGGCUAGAUGGACCUCAGGGCCAGAAGGGUGAUUCUGGGCCUGUAGGAAUUACUGGGCCUCCAGGUGCAGGAGGCCCUCAGGGAAUAACUGGUGCACGUGGUGUCAGAGGAGACACAGGGGGGCUGGGACCACCUGGUCCAGUAGGACAAGUUGGACCUCAGGGAGAACAGGGAGCUAAAGGGGAACCAGGGCCACAGGGUCUAAAGGGAGAGCCAGGAGCUCCAGGUCUUUUGGGAGAACAGGGUGAGGAUGGUCUGCCAGGGAUCCGAGGUCCUCCGGCUCUGCCAGGGUUUGAGGGGCCUCCUGGAGAGAUCGGGCCGCAGGGUCCUCCAGGUCCCACAGGGGCUCCUGGAGUGCAAGGAAGACCAGGACCUGAGGGGAAUCAGGGCAUGAAAGGGGAAAAGGGAGACGAUGGCAAGAAUGGAUCACCAGGGAAGAUGGGUCAUGUUGGAAGGAGGGGGAAACGGGGGAAGGCCGGAGUCCGAGGGGCCAGGGGAGACAGAGGAGUAAAGGGCGAAAAGGGAGACACAGGACUGGCUGGCCUCCCUGGGUGGCCAGGGCUCAUCGGAAUCCCUGGCUUACGUGGAGAGCCGGGGGAUCAAGGUGAAAAGGGGAAAGAGGGUGAGAAAGGAGACCAUGGACUGCCUGGACCACCUGCAGCUGAUGGCAUGAAGGGUAUUCGUGGUCCUGUUGGGUUGCCAGGUCCUCCGGGCCUGAAGGGAGAGCAGGGAAAUAUUGGUCUACCAGGACCGAGGGGUACACCAGGGAUGCCAGGACUGCCUGGUUUGUUUGGAUUAAAGGGUUUGAAAGGCUACCAAGGUUUGCCUGGUCUGCCUGGCAGGAGGGGGCUCCCAGGUCCACCUGGGGUUCCUGGACCCCCAGGACUGUCACUGAACAUGACGGUGACUCAACUCAAGGACCUGAUGUAUGUGUCCGAUAAGCCCAACUAUCCUCUGAUCCAGACUCUGCUGGAUUCUCUGCAGCAUGAGCUUCGGCUGCUGUUGGAUCCUCCUGAUGGCAGCAAGGAGCAUCCUGCCACCACCUGUCUGGAGCUCUGGCUCUGUCACCCUGAGUACAGCAGCGGAAUGUAUUACAUUGACCCCAACCAGGGCAGCCCAGCCGACGCUCUGCUGGCCUACUGCAGCUUCUCAUCCACAUCAAAACAGACCUGUGUUCAUCCUCGAGACUCUCAGUUGCCCAUGAAAGCCUGGAUGGAAGACUUUUCUGAAGAAGGAUCUUUUCAGUGGCUCAGCAGGCUGGAGCAGGGGUUUCAGUUUUACUAUCCAGGUGCCAACGUGGUCCAGAUGCGUUUUCUGAGGUUGCACAGUAACACCGCCAUCCAGAAGGUGACCUACUCCUGCCAUCCAGGACACAGACUGGGCCAGACCGACAGAGACAUCAAAUUCCUCACUGACACAAGGAAGCAAAGUUACCUCGGAGCACUUAAAGAUUGUGUGCCUGGAGAGGAGACCGUUUCUGGACCUCGGGAGUCUGUGUUUGAGUUUGAGGACCUCCAACUGCUUCCUCUGAGAGACAUAGCACUAAUGGGAGGUGGAAACUUAACACACCAGCUGGGCUUCACAGUCGGACCUGUGUGUUUCAGCUAGGGGAUGCUAGAAAGCUGUGCCGUCACAGGUCCAGGACACAAACCUCUGUUCAAAUCAUGGACACCAAGAGGACAGCAGGAACAUCUCUUCCAAUUUCUGAAGAUGUCACUUCCUUUUCCUCUUGUUUUGGCGGGAUUUGAUCUCUCAAGUUGAGUGACUCCGUAUUCAUGAUUUUGAGAGGACAAAAGUUACCCAGGCUUUUUUCACGGAGAAGUCAGUUUUGUUUACAGAGACGUUUAUCUUGUAUUGAAUAAUUUAAAAAUGUAUGUUUUGGUUUUUUUUUCAAUCUUUUAUAUACAUUUUUUUUUUCUGUUUGAUUUUUGUUCUGUAUUUUGGGCUUCUUUCAUAGCCUGCCCAUUGUGUAUAUAAAAGCCAGACUGUCCUAACUGACCUCUUAACAAUGUGUUCUGCAUGGGGACACAGCUACUGUCAUCCCAUUGGCAUCAUGUGACCAGGCCAGUAAACUCUCACUGUAAGUCCACUACAUUUGUACUGUAAGUGAACUCAGAUGUGUCACUUUUCUCAAGGUGCUGAUCAGGUUUUAUUUGAAAGACCAACAUUUAUGUUAUCCCAAAAACAAUAGAGGGGUCAUAUUGUCUUAUGCAUACUUGAUUCUGAAAAUUUCCUCAUUUUGUUAAAAUAUAAAACAUUGUUUAUUGUUUUUACAGUUUCAUAUAAUUGUGUUUUUGGUUUUUUUUAUGUCUCAGGUAUGAUGCCUUAAUGAUACACAUGGGCAGCACUAAAGCUGCUGUUGCCACAGUAUGUUGGUCAGUUUUGUAGUUAAGCAUUCAAACUUAAAGACUUAAGAAAUGUUAAGAUUAGAAAUGUUAAAGGAUAAAUCCAUGUAAAGACCAAAACCAACACUAAAUUAGUCCUACCAACAAAUAUUGUCUGUGUAGCCAAAGCCUUAAAUGUGUUAUUCCUCUGUGCCAUAGAGCUCCAUCAGUAGGCCACAUAGUUGCACUGGGUUUCAUGUUCCUUCAUUAUCAUGAACACAAAUGGUGUAGUUUUAUUUUGACUCAAUCCCACUUAAACCAUCCUGCUGCUGGAAAUACCAAAUGUGUAUUAAUCCACAGCUGAAACAGUCCACAACAAAUGCUUUAUUUACUUCUGUUUGAGUAAUGUAUGCUAAAAACUACAGAACCCAGCUGUUUUGGGAAAUGACUGAGCCUUUAUUUAUUUGUUGUUGGGGUUUUUUUUUUUAAAUAAAACAAUGUGGGGCAGCCAGCACACACCUCAUGUACAAGGCUGAGUCCUUAUCGCAGCGGCCCGGGUUCAAAUCCAACCUGCGGCCCUCUGCUGCGUGUAACUCCCCUCUCUCUCCCACAUUUCCUGUCUAUUUUCAGCUGUCCCUAUCAAAUAAAGGCAAAAAGCCCCAAAAAGAAAUCUUAAAGAAAAAUGAAACAAUGUGUUAUGAGCUGCUUUUAAAGAUUUACAUUUUCAGGAGGAAGCAAUGGGCUUGGGAAAGUAUUGAGACACGGACUAAAGCAUUGUUGGUUUUGCUCUUUUCAUGAGAUUUGUUGACAAUAAGAAAACAAUAUAAUAACACCAGCCUUAUCCUUUAAAAUGGUGAACUCCUGCACACUGUUAUCAAAAAAAAAUGUUGAAGUUUGUUGCAGAUCUUCAUUAGGCUUUAAACAACAAUACAAUAAGCACUGGCCACAGGCUGCAGCAGCCAAUUACAAACAGGGUCAAAUCACAGGAACGCCUGAGACGAAAGAAAUUUAAUAAUCUGUGAAAAUACAUACAUUAAAAGACUAAUCAAAACUUUUAAUUUGAAAAAAUUACGUACUUUUACUAUUUUCCCCAUUUCCCUGAAGGUCUGACAAAAACGUAGCUGCUGCUUUAAUACAUUUUGUGCUGACAUUGUGCAAGAGUUAGAUUUCAUUCUCCUGUUUUAACAAUAGAAAUGUUAAAUUCAAGGGUGUUAAAGAGAGUCUCUCUUUUUCUGUUAUUUUCAUGUAAACCAAGAACUGAAAUUAAGCAGCCAGAGUUUACAGAUCCACCUAUUUCCUCCCACAACAAUAUUGUAAUUUCUUUCGCUGCACUGUAAAGAUCAUACAUAAGUUUGGCCAUAGAGUAAGUGCAAGAGUAGUGCCCUGCAGUAUCCUGCAGAGCUUCUUUGACCCCCUUGUGAAAAUAAAGUGCCUAUUACCACCCACUUAGCAUUGAGUAAUUGCUGCCGGCCUGAAUUUCUGCUUCAUUCAAUCUGAGAAAUGCUUGGGUCCAGAGAAAAGAAGCAAGCCUUGUAGCUUCUCUGCAGAAUCAGGAUUUCGGGGUUUGUGUCCCAGAGGCGGUCAACAGUGAGUGAUGAGUAGUGUGGCGUACAGUCUACAGGGAGUAGAGGAUUCAUUUGAGUGAGAUCUCAGGGAGUUUGUGAUGAGAGCGUAGGCUACCGGUUCAGCCAAAAACAGGAGCUCUGCAGCUAGAAAACACCAAAACUUCAUUUUCUUGCUUAUACCAAAUUCUCAGCUGUGGAGAACCAGAGGGCCUGCAAGAUUUUCAUGAGGCUGAGGCGUGCCACUGCUAUAUAACAGGGAAGAAAUGUACUUGCUUGUAUUGCAAUUCUGGCCUAUAUUCAAUGUUUUCUUCAUGUAUUUAGAUUUGUCAUAUCAUCAUUCCAUAUGAUUGCCUUAGCUGGCUGAGACUGAUCAUUGUUACUUUACUUGUUUUGUACAAAUUAUCAUUUAAAAAAAAAAAAAAAUGAAAUGACAUGCUGGACAUCUGUCUCGUGUGAUCCCUCCAUCAGCUUAUCCAAAGAAUUGUGUCAGCUGAAUAAAACAAAAAAUACAUAACCAAA